This is a messenger RNA of Perca flavescens (yellow perch), 2331 nucleotides long. RefSeq names its product actin-related protein 3. The transcript has 12 exons. The record is from RefSeq and is a predicted model, not a curated record. Lineage: Eukaryota; Metazoa; Chordata; Actinopteri; Perciformes; Percidae. Bases 169 to 1425 code for a protein of 418 amino acids.
UGACUCUGCACUAGAAGAAAUUUCCCCAAACCCGGAAGCCGUUCAGAAUCGGCCGUGACUGCUAUUCAUUCGGGUUGCUGCGAUUUAAAUCAGCCUCUGUUAAGAUAUCCCUUCAUAUCGGGUGACCGGUAUAUUCGCGUGUAGAUAGAUAGAUAAAGGAGAGCAAGCAUGGCUGGUCGGCUACCAGCUUGUGUUGUUGACUGUGGCACAGGGUACACAAAGCUUGGUUAUGCAGGGAAUACAGAACCACAGUUCAUCAUACCUUCAUGUAUCGCAAUCAAAGAAUCAGCCAAGGUCGGGGACCAGGCCCAGCGCAGGAUGAUGAAGGGUGUUGAUGACCUGGACUUCUUCAUCGGGGAUGAAGCCAUCGACAAACCAUCAUAUGCAACGAAGUGGCCCAUCCGUCACGGGAUAGUGGAGGACUGGGACCUGAUGGAGAGAUUUAUGGAGCAGAUCAUCUUCAAGUAUCUGCGGGCAGAACCUGAAGACCAUUACUUCCUUUUGACAGAGCCUCCCCUCAACACACCAGAAAACAGAGAGUAUACAGCAGAGAUCAUGUUUGAGUCGUUCAAUGUCCCCGGCCUCUACAUUGCUGUUCAGGCUGUCCUGGCGCUGGCUGCCUCCUGGACAUCCAGACAGGUGGGAGAGCGGACACUGACCGGGACUGUGAUCGACAGCGGAGACGGAGUCACACACGUCAUCCCAGUGGCUGAAGGCUACGUCAUCGGGAGCUGCAUCAAGCACAUCCCCAUCGCUGGUCGAGACAUCACGUACUUCACCCAGCAGCUGCUGAGGGAGCGAGAGGUGGGCAUUCCUCCGGAGCAGUCCCUGGAGACGGCCAAAGCUGUCAAGGAGCGCUAUAGCUACGUCUGCCCCGACCUUGUUAAGGAGUUUAACAAGUACGACACAGAUGGCUCCAAGUGGAUCAAACAGUACACGGGCAUCAACUCCAUCUCCAAGAAGGAGUUCACCAUCGAUGUUGGCUACGAGCGCUUCCUGGGGCCCGAGAUCUUCUUCCAUCCUGAGUUUGCCAACCCAGACUUCACCCAGCCGAUCUCAGAGGUGGUGGACGAGGUGAUCCAGAACUGUCCCAUCGAUGUCCGACGUCCACUGUACAAGAACGUCGUGCUCUCCGGAGGCUCCACCAUGUUCAGGGACUUUGGCAGACGCCUCCAGAGGGACCUCAAAAGGUCUGUGGAUGCUCGACUGAAAAUGAGCGAAGAGCUGAGCGGCGGCAAGUUGAAGCCCAAGCCCAUCGAUGUGCAAGUUGUCACUCAUCACAUGCAGAGGUACGCCGUCUGGUUCGGAGGAUCAAUGCUGGCAUCUACUCCUGAGUUUUACCAAGUGUGCCACACCAAGAAAGACUACGAGGAGAUUGGGCCGAGCAUCUGCCGCCACAACCCCGUGUUCGGAGUCAUGUCUUAGGGCGUCGGGGGACGGCAUUCAGCGGGGGCCGAAGAAAACUGAGGAAGCGCCCUAAGACCUCACAUGCUGUGGAAGUCCCAUGAGCCUUUGCACGGAUGCUCCCGACAGACCUGUUCAUUCGGAUAAAGCAGUGGACCAAACAAACUGCCAAAAUAGCGGCAACAUCCUCACAAAUUAGAGGAAGGAGGUGACUCAGCCCAAAGGAUCCUUCAAAUAAAAUGUUUACUGCAAAGUAGGUUAAUAAUAGGUGAUAAAUCUUUAAUUUCUGCGUGCCUCGUAUAUGUACUUAUAAUAUCGUCACAGGGUUGUAAUAUGUAAUUAAUCAACAUGAGUCCUGUAUAAAUGCACUUCUCUGUGUAUAUGGGUUGGGUUCUUGCUAUAUGUUAUAUACUGUAAAAGAAGCAGGACAUGCUUAGCUAGAUCAUUUUACACAAACUUCAUUGAAUAAAACACCUUUUGAUCAUUAAGUCAUCAAAUGGGUGCUACAUACCCCAAAAAACAAUCACCAGAUAUACUGACUAUUAUUUCUGUCUCUUUUUUUGAAAAUGUCCCUCACUACCUGGAUGGAAUAUUUAUUUGAAUUUAGAUUAUUAAGUCAGGCAUUUAAAAAAUUAGUAUUAAUCUGUUCAAAUAAUUUCCCCCAGGUUUAAUUGUUUAAGUCUUUGUCACCGCUUUCUUUGGACCUUUUUUUUAUUUUUUUAUUUGUAUUAAUCAUCUCUUGACCAACCUGUCUUUAAAAAGAAAAAAGAAAAAAAAAGAAGUCAUAUUAAUAUAUGAACAUGCAGUUUGAAUGACUGUUGUUGGACCGUCACUGUUGCCUAGAUCUCAGUUCUACUGGAUAGCCUUGUACUGUAUCAAAUCUGGAUUUCAAUGCUGGCAUUCCAAUAAAUGCCAAGGAGACAUUUC